AUGUGCCGACAGGUCAGGCUGCAUUUUGAGCCGUGCGGGCAUUUUAUCAAGAUCAAGGUUGUUAGAUGUCAUAGUCGACACUGCGGCUUUGUGCCUGGGCGGGAGAAUAAUAGGGCGAUUACGGAGAGAAAGUACACUGAUAACUUUCGGAGGUAUCCGGGGUGUCCGGAUGAGAGGUGUCAGUAUUAUUGGGAUGGGUGGCAUGCUUCCAAGGGGGGGAGGGAGGAGAGUGAGGGUUAUGAGGGGGAGAGAAGGGGGGAGAGGGAACGGAGGAUGGGGAGGGAGAGGGAGAGGGAGAGGGAGAGGGAGAGGGAGAGGGAGAGGGAGAGGGAGAGGGAGAGGGUGUAUUAUUGA
This is a messenger RNA of Podospora pseudocomata, 354 nucleotides long. RefSeq lists its product as uncharacterized. The transcript is spliced from 2 exons. The coding region runs from base 1 to 354 and encodes 117 amino acids. NCBI's taxonomy places the organism in Eukaryota, Fungi, Ascomycota, Sordariomycetes, Sordariales, Podosporaceae. The record is from RefSeq and is a predicted model, not a curated record.